Molecule: messenger RNA, 5134 nt
Organism: Betta splendens (Siamese fighting fish)
Lineage: Eukaryota; Metazoa; Chordata; Actinopteri; Anabantiformes; Osphronemidae
Product: deleted in malignant brain tumors 1 protein
Exons: 17
Coding region: 16-4776 (1586 amino acids)
Cellular component (GO): membrane
Molecular function (GO): calcium ion binding
Source: RefSeq, a predicted model, not a curated record
GCAAAUGAUUGCUAGAUGCAGGACUAUAAAUCAAAGCCUGCUCAGUCGCUGCCAGCUUUUCCACUACGGGCGCUGAAGUUACUAAGCAGGUCUGCUCCCUGGAUGUGGUCCAGUAUGGAUGUGCCUGGGGGUUUGUUAUGGUUCCUCGUGUUUCUCAUUUUCACAGGAAGCACUUCAGGAGAACUUGUCACCAGCUGUGAUUCAUGUCACAAUGAAGCCACCUGCAUGAAGCUGCAGGAGAGAGGCGACAGCUUUGCCGACCAGUCCGUCUCAUGUCUCUGCAAAGAUGGCUUUGUGGGCGAUGGUGUCACCUGCUACAGCGUAGAACUCUGCAGUAACUCUUCUUGCUGCCACCAGGGCUAUCACUGGUCUCCAGAUGGCGGCUGUGUGGACACUGACGAGUGCUCGGUCAAAGACCCGCCCUGUGCCCCACCACAGGUUUGCCGAAACAGCGAGGGCUCCUUCACGUGUGUGGACCCUCCUUCCUUUAGCAGUUCUGGCUCACGGCUGCAGUUCCAUUGUGGAAGCACUGUCUGUCCUGCAGGACAGGACUGCAUCACUAAUAAUGGGAGUCCUCGCUGUUUGGACCCCUGCGACUUUUACACUGUACUGGAAGAUAUCUGGCGUUCAAUAGAUAGCACCGCAAACAUCGUACACUGUGAUACACAAGUUAACUGGCAGGGCUGGUACCGCAUGUUUCUGCGGAAUUCCAACGCUGAAAUUCCGGACAGGUGUGUUGAAAAAAACAGGUGUGGAACCCACGCUCCUCUGUGGAUCACAGAACCGCAUCCUGCACAGACCGGUGAAAUUGUGACCCGCACGGUGUGUGGCCACUGGUCAGACAGCUGCUGCUAUUUCAACCCUCAGAACAUCCAUGUCAAGCUCUGUCCAGGGAACUACUAUGUCUACAGGCUGAUGAGCCCAUCUGCGUGCAGCCUGGCAUAUUGUGCAGUUGAAUCAGGAGCCAACACCACUGUUUUUCCAACUACACCUGAGCCAACGUAUUCAACUGUCACCAUGACGCCCACAUCACCAGGGGUCAACGGUACCAACAGUACAUCAGCUGAGGGACAGGUCCGCCUGGCUAAUGGAAGAAACAGCUCCUGCUCUGGCAGAGUGGAGAUCUUCCACAACGGACAGUGGGGGACGGUGUGUGAUGACUCCUGGGACCAGGCUGAUGCUCAGGUAGUGUGCAGACAGCUGGGCUGCGGCAGGGUCCUGUCAGCGCCACAAAGUGCAGCUUUCGGACCCGGCAGUGGACCCAUUUGGUUGGACGAUGUCGCGUGCACAGGCAGGGAAUCAGAGCUGUCUGAGUGCCACCACCCAGGGUUUGGAUCACAUAACUGUGGGCACAGUGAGGACGCUGGUGUGGUCUGUGAAGCUGCUUCCCCAGUCAGGCUGGUGAACGCUGCCAACCGCUGCUCCGGCAGAGUGGAGGUCUACCACGAUGGACAGUGGGGGACGGUGUGCGACGACAUCUGGAACCUGAACAACGCAGAGGUGGUGUGCAGACAGCUGGGCUGUGGCAGAGCUCGCUCAGCACUUUUAAAUGCUGCGUUUGGACCCGGCAGUGGUCCCAUCUGGUUGGACGAGGUCAUCUGUUCAGGAAACGAACCAGGGAUAACACAGUGCAGACAUCCAGGCUUUGGAGUCCACAACUGUGGUCACGGUGAAGAUGCUAGUGUUAUCUGUGACUUUGAAUCAGGAGCCAACACCACUGUUUUUCCAACUACACCUGAGCCAACGUAUUCAACUGUCACCAUGACGCCCACAUCACCAGGGGUCAACGGUACCAACAGUACAUCAGCUGAGGGACAGGUCCGCCUGGCUAAUGGAAGAAACAGCUCCUGCUCUGGCAGAGUGGAGAUCUUCCACAACGGACAGUGGGGGACGGUGUGUGAUGACUCCUGGGACCAGGCUGAUGCUCAGGUGGUGUGCAGACAGCUGGGCUGCAGCAGGGUCCUGUCAGCGCCACAAAGUGCAGCUUUCGGACCCGGCAGUGGACCCAUCUGGUUGGACGAUGUCGCAUGCACAGGCAGGGAAUCAGAGCUGUCUGAGUGCCACCACCCAGGGUUUGGAUCACAUAACUGUGGGCACAGUGAGGACGCUGGUGUGGUCUGUGAAGCUGCUUCCCCAGUCAGGCUGGUGAACGCUGCCAACCGCUGCUCCGGCAGAGUGGAGGUCUACCACGAUGGACAGUGGGGGACGGUGUGCGACGACAUCUGGAACCUGAACAACGCAGAGGUGGUGUGCAGACAGCUGGGCUGUGGCAGAGCUCGCUCAGCACUUUCAAAUGCUGCGUUUGGACCCGGCAGUGGUCCCAUCUGGUUGGACGAGGUCAUCUGUUCAGGAAACGAACCAGGGAUAACACAGUGCAGACAUCCAGGCUUUGGAGUCCACAACUGUGGUCACGGUGAAGAUGCUAGUGUUAUCUGUGACUUUGAAUCAGGAGCCAACACCACUGUUUUUCCAACUACACCUGAGCCAACGUAUUCAACUGUCACCAUGACGCCCACAUCACCAGGGGUCAACGGUACCAACAGUACAUCAGCUGAGGGACAGGUCCGCCUGGCUAAUGGAAGAAACAGCUCCUGCUCUGGCAGAGUGGAGAUCUUCCACAACGGACAGUGGGGGACGGUGUGUGAUGACUCCUGGGACCAGGCUGAUGCUCAGGUGGUGUGCAGACAGCUGGGCUGCAGCAGGGUCCUGUCAGCGCCACAAAGUGCAGCUUUCGGACCCGGCAGUGGACCCAUCUGGUUGGACGAUGUCGCAUGCACAGGCAGGGAAUCAGAGCUGUCUGAGUGCCACCACCCAGGGUUUGGAUCACAUAACUGUGGGCACAGUGAGGACGCUGGUGUGGUCUGUGAAGCUGCUUCCCCAGUCAGGCUGGUGAACGCUGCCAACCGCUGCUCCGGCAGAGUGGAGGUCUACCACGAUGGACAGUGGGGGACGGUGUGCGACGACAUCUGGAACCUGAACAACGCAGAGGUGGUGUGCAGACAGCUGGGCUGUGGCAGAGCUCGCUCAGCACUUUCAAAUGCUGCGUUUGGACCCGGCAGUGGUCCCAUCUGGUUGGACGAGGUCAUCUGUUCAGGAAACGAACCAGGGAUAACACAGUGCAGACAUCCAGGCUUUGGAGUCCACAACUGUGGUCACGGUGAAGAUGCUAGUGUUAUCUGUGACUUUGAAUCAGGAGCCAACACCACAGUUUCACCAACGUCUCCCGAGCCAACGUAUCCUGUCACCAUGACGGCUACAUCACCAGGGGUCAACGGUACCAACAGUACAUCAGCUGAGGGACAGGUCCGCCUGGCUAAUGGAAGAAACAGCUCCUGCUCUGGCAGAGUGGAGAUCUUCCACAACGGACAGUGGGGGACGGUGUGUGAUGACUUCUGGGACCAGGCUGAUGCUCAGGUGGUGUGCAGACAGCUGGGCUGCGGCAGGGUCCUGUCAGCGGCACAAAGUGCAGCUUUCGGACCCGGCAGUGGACCCAUUUGGUUGGACGAUGUCGCGUGCACAGGCAGGGAAUCAGAGCUGUCUGAGUGCCGCCACCCAGGGUUUGGAUCACAUAACUGUGGGCACAGUGAGGACGCUGGUGUGGUCUGUGAAGCUGCUUCCCCAGUCAGGCUGGUGAACGCUGCCAACCGCUGCUCUGGCAGAGUGGAGGUCUACCACGAUGGACAGUGGGGGACGGUGUGCGAUGACAUCUGGAACCUGAACAACGCAGAGGUGGUGUGCAGACAGCUGGGCUGUGGCAGAGCUCACUCAGCACUUUCAAAUGCUGCGUUUGGACCCGGCAGUGGUCCCAUCUGGUUGGACAACGUUGCAUGUUCAGGGAAUGAACCGGGGAUAACACAGUGCAGACAUCUGGGCUUUGGAGUCCAUAACUGUGGUCACCAUGAAGAUGCCAGUGUUCUCUGUGAAUUACCGGACUCUCUGCUACACGCGUCUCAGCUUAUUUGUGGCACCAGUAAACUCCAAGUAGGGGUGGACAUGGCAGCUAUUUAUUUGGACCCAUAUUCUGGAAACUUGUUAGAUCGCAACUGCUCCUGGGUCAGCGUGCAUAACAAUGCAGUUUGGUAUGAAGUGGAAGCUGUGGAAGGUGCCUGUGGAAACGUCUUGAGGACUAAUCAAACACACGCCAUCUACUCCAACACCUUAUUUAUGUACCCGAUAAACAACGGCACCUUUGCUGUUCCCGAUAGUCUUUCCUUCUCCUGCGCGUAUCCUCUCAAGACAGACACCAGCCUGAAUGUGGCUAUCAGACCAGCAGUCACGGUGGGAGGUGGUCUUUCAGGCUCGGGUAGUAAACCCAGAGCCUCCAUGUCUUUGUUCCGGACCUCCAACUUCUCCGAGCCAUACCCAGCAGGAAGGGUCACCCUCCCAGUGGGGGCUCCUCUGUACGUGGGCGUCUCACUGGAGAAGAGAGAUUCUCGCUUCGCAGUCGUCCUUGAGGACUGCUACUCCACCUUUUCAUCAUAUCCUUAUGAUCCUGUUAAAUACUUUCUCAUUCAGAAUAAGUGUCCCACUGACCGCCAACAGGUGUCGGUAGUUGAAAAUGGCUCAUCCCUCCGGGCUCGCUUCUCCACCCUGUUGUUCCUGAUGCAGGGUGAAUACCGAGAUGUUUAUCUUCACUGCAGCCUGAGCCUGUGUGACCAGAGAAGUUACUACUGCAUUCCAUCCUGCAGGAGUAGAAAUCGUCGCUCAUUUGCCGGCUCUGCUCCUAUGAAGCCUGUCACAAUUGGACCAAUUGCUUGGGACAAAGGACAGGAGUGAAGUCUGGGUGUACAUACGUGAUACAAACACAUUUUAUACUGUGAUAUUUUGUUUAAAUCACAAUAGUACAGUGGUAUUGCAUUGUUUAAUGAAAUGCUACCAUCAUUUCUAUUACCUUGAAUAUUGCUAAUAUAAAGCAAUUUCAAAGAAUCAAAGAAAACUAUAAUAUUCUUGUAGUUAAAAUAAAAGACGAAGGUAUUGUCUUUUCUGUGUUUAUUUUUGGUAUUGUCUUCUCUGUGUUUAUCUUUGGUUUGAUAAAGCCAUGUGUUUUACACUGUAUUUCAUUUCAAUCAAACACUAACACCACCUUUAUAUAUAUAUAUAUAUAUAUAUAUAUAUAUAUAUAUAUAUAUAUAUA